AUGGCGGCCUCCUUAGCACGGACCUGCCGCUUCUCAUGCCCACCUCUACCUCACAUCUCCCGGGUCCGCUGGGCUCUGUCCGCCCCUCUCUCCUCCCGGCUCCACUGCUCCCCCUCCUCCCGCAGCGGACUCCUACACCAGCUGAACAAACGCGGGCUCAUACAGGACUGUUUCCCGGAGCGAGCUGGCCAGGGUGCCCUCCCGGAGCUCCUGGAGUCCGCCCCCCAGACUAUCUACUGCGGCUUCGACCCCACCGCUGACAGCCUCCAUGUGGGGAACCUGCUCGCCGUGGUGGGGCUACUGCACUUCCGCAACGCCGGGCACCACGUCCUGGCUCUCCUCGGUGGAGCCACGGCCCACAUCGGAGACCCCAGCGGGAAGACGGCGGAGAGAGAGCCCCUGUCCCCGGAGGACGUGGAGGCGAACACCCGGAGCAUACGGGAAAGCCUCCAGCGGAUCUUCACCAACUACGAGCUGAAUUUUCACAGCUGUGGUAAGAAGCUGGGCACGGUGACGGUGCUGAACAACCUGAAGUGGUACCAGGACUGGGACGUGGUGAGCUUCCUGUCCCGUGUGGGGAGACACUUCCGGAUGGGGACCAUGCUGAGCCGCCACAGCGUCCAGUCUCGGAUGAAGAGCGCGGAGGGGAUGAGUCUGACUGAGUUCACGUACCAGGUGUUCCAGGCGCACGACUUCUAUCACCUGAACCAGAUCUACGGCUGCAGGAUCCAGCUGGGAGGCACGGACCAGCUGGGCAACCUCAUGUCUGGACACGACUAUAUCCACAGAGUGAGUGGGCAGGAGGUGUUCGGCCUGACCGUCCCACUGGUCACCAGCUCCGUCGGAGACAAACUGGGGAAGACGGCGGGCAACGCCGUGUGGCUGAACCGGGACAAGACCUCCCCGUUUGAGCUGUACCAGUUCUUUUUACGACAGCCAGACUCGACCAUAGAAAGGUUCCUGAGGCUGUUCACCUUCCUGCCGCUGGCGGAGGUGGAGAGGCUGAUGCAGCAGCAGAGGGAGGAGCCCGGGAGGCGUCUGGCUCACAAGAGACUGGCUGCGGAGGUGGUGAAGCUGGUGCACGGGAAGGACGGGCUGGAGAGCGCCAAGAGGUGCACAGAGGCGCUCUUCCACAGCAGCGUGGAGGCGCUGGAGAACAUGACGGACGAGGAGCUGCGCGAGCUCUUCAGGGAGGCGCCGUUCCUGGAGACGCUCUUCGAACCCGGGACCACGGUGCUGGACGCCUGUCGCAGAGUCCACGCCAUCCCUGAGGGUCCGCGAGGACAUCGGAUGAUCUCUGAGGGCGCAGUCCACAUCAACCACCUCCGAGCCGACGACCCGGACCGAGUGCUGGUCCCGAAGCUGCACAUCCUGUCCAACGGCCUCAGCCUGCUCCGAUCGGCUUCUCCUUCCCUUCCCCACGCCACAGUCCGCGUCCCGAUCGCCAUAUUGGGCACCGAUGCUCAGUCCGCAGACUUCGACCACUACCGGACCUACCACGGGAGCCUUCUCCACCGACUCCCAGACCUCCAGGACCACGCUUUUACGCCGUUUUGCCAGCGUCACCAGCCCGCCUUGUUUGGGACUUUACACCGCUGGGCUCACGGGAGGAGAGGAGACUAG
Messenger RNA from Knipowitschia caucasica, 1623 nucleotides. The record is from the annotation of a GenBank genome assembly. NCBI's taxonomy places the organism in Eukaryota, Metazoa, Chordata, Actinopteri, Gobiiformes, Gobiidae.